This is a messenger RNA of Brachypodium distachyon (stiff brome), 1305 nucleotides long. Its product is annotated as protein SRC2. The coding region runs from base 141 to 992 and encodes 283 amino acids. NCBI's taxonomy places the organism in Eukaryota, Viridiplantae, Streptophyta, Magnoliopsida, Poales, Poaceae. The record is from RefSeq and is a predicted model, not a curated record. The transcript has a single exon. Gene Ontology annotation, biological process: defense response.
CCCGGACUUUGAGGAGCCGAUCGACUCGUCGCUGACAGUGGCCCCCACCUGCCUCCUAUAUAUAGGACCUCUGAGCGCCGGCCAUGGCCUACUUAAGCCCGUACGGCCGGCAAAGCAAGCUCGAAUUAAGCUGGUAAGCAAUGGCGCACAGAGUGAUGGAGCUGACCCUGGUGUCAGCCAGCGACCUGAGGCAGGUGAACACGUUCUCGGACAUGGAGGUGUACGCCGUGGCCACCGUCUCCAGCGACCCGCUGGCGCGGCAGCGGACCUGCACCGACCGCUGCGGCGGCACCGACCCGUCGUGGGACCACACGCACCGCUUCAUGGUCCCGCCCACGGCCGCGGAUGCCGCCGCGUCCGCCGCCACCCUCCGUGUGCUCCUCCGCACCGAGCGCUUCUUCGGCGACGACCGCGACGUCGGCGAGGUCGUCGUCCCGCUCGCCGACAUCCUUGCCGGCGCCUGCGGAUCCGGCGCCGCCACGCCGCCGCAGUGCGCGUCGUUCAGGGUGCGCAAGGUGCACGGCAGCGGCUCCGAGCACCGCGGCAAGCUCCGCGUGUCCUACCGCCUCGGCCCCGUCGUGGCGCCGCUGCCGAUGCCGAUUCCGCCGUCGGGGCACCGCUAUGGCUAUGGCUACGGUGACGUUCCGUACUACCACCGUACGGCGCCGUACUACUGGCAGAACUACGGCUACCCUCCUCCGCCGUACUACGGCGGCUACCCGCCGGCGCCGUACCAAGGGGUGCCGCCACGCUAUCCUCCACCGUACCAGGGGGCUCCGCCACCGUAUGCUCGCACGCCGGCGUCGAGGAGGAAGGAUAGCGGUGGUGAUUACUUCGGGCUGCUGGAGGGGCUCCGGGGAGGCAUCGGAGGGAUGUUGUUCGGCGGCGACAUGCGCAUGUUGUUGCCGUCGUCAGACGCGAAAUCGUCCCCGGCGGCGGCUUCUGAUGCCGGGCACGAUGGCACCGGAAGGGCCGUCGUGCAAAAGAUUUGACAUGCAUACCUAAGCACGACGCAGACUUUGUCAGGAUUCUUGGAUCGUGAAGCCUGAAAUAAAACCAUGGGAUCGAUUAUCGAUCGGAUGUAUGUCCAGAAGGAAACAUAAAACCAUGAGAUUUAUAAUGCAAAUAAAUCAUCAUUAGGGUACCUUCCAACCCAAUUUAGUUCGAAUAAAUGAAAUAAUUUUUCAAAAAUGGUGUGAUUGGAAAUGUUAGUUUAUUUGUUUGAACUAAAGAGGAUCGAUGGUAUCAUGACGGUGACUGCAUCUCUAAUGGAGAUAAAAUAAUUUAGAUGAGAAUUUGAGUUUA